AUGCCCUCACUUCAUGAUUACUGCCAAAAACUCCGUGAAAUUGCGUCUCAGCUCGAAGAUGUUGACCAACCUGUGUCCGAAAGUCAUCUUAUAAUACAACUUGUAAGUGGUCUCCCGCCCGAAUACGACGUCGUUGCUGCCCAACUCCACAAAGACCUUCCACCUUGGGAGGAUGCAGUCGAUCUUCUUGAUGCCGAAGAGCGCCGACAACGAGCCCGUCAGGAACCUACUGCUGCUGUCAUCCCUGACUCUUCCAAACCGGCGGUUGAACCCCCGGCUCCUCGUCGUGAAAAGGAUUCGAGGGGCACUAACCGAAACACCCGGCGCCGCCCUGGUUCUGGUUCCUAG
Molecule: messenger RNA, 348 nt
Organism: Helianthus annuus (common sunflower)
Lineage: Eukaryota; Viridiplantae; Streptophyta; Magnoliopsida; Asterales; Asteraceae
Exons: 1
Coding region: 1-348 (115 amino acids)
Source: RefSeq, a predicted model, not a curated record